GCGCACGGGGCGCAGGAAGCGCGCGGGGCUGGAGAAGAGCGCGCGCCCGCCUCCGCUCCGCCUCCGUCCGGGGGCGCGGGCGCAGUGGCCCGGGCGGAGGAUCGCAGGGGGCAGGGCCGAGACAGCGAGGAGGGGCACAGGAGAAAGCGGGAGCGAUAAAAGGAAGCAAGACUGCCCUACCCCACGGCAGGCCGGCGGGCAAGCUCCUGCGUCCCUUCCGUCUGGCCCUUGCCGGCGGCGGCGGCGGGGAGGCGCGCGGCCCGCUGCCGGCCCAUGGAGGCUUUCCCUUGGGCGCCACGCUCGCCCCGCCGCGCCCGCGCCCCCGCGCCUAUGGCGCUCGUGCCCAGCGCCCGCUACGUGAGCGCCUCGGGCCCGGUGCACCCGCAGCCCUUCAGCUCCUGGAACGACUACCUGGGGCUUGCCACGCUCAUCACCAGGGCUAGCGACCGCCGCUCCCCGCAUGAGGGGCCCGGGCCCACGGCGGCGGGGCCCACGCUGGGGCCGCCCGAGGACGAUGAAGACGAUGACGGCGAAGAGCCGGAGGCCGGGGGCCGCUACCUGGGCGGUGCGUUGGAACUGCGCGCACUAGAGCUGUGUGCCGGCCCCGCUGAGGCCGGGUUGCUGGAGGAGCGCUUCGCUGAGCUGAACCCGUUUGCAGGGCGCGCCGCCGCGGUGCUGCUGGGCUGCGCACCCACCGCCUCCGCCACCGCCACCGCCGCCGCCGCAUCCACGGCCGAAGUGACGCCGCGCGAAGAGCCAAGCCCUGCGUGGGCUGCCGAGCCUCGUCUGCACGCGGCUUCCGGGGCGACUGCCGCGCGUCUGCUGAAACCAGAGCUUCAGGUGUGUGUGUUCUGCCGGAACAACAAGGAGGCGGUGGCGCUCUACACCACACACAUCCUCAAGGGCCCGGACGGCCGGGUGCUGUGCCCGGUCUUGCGCCGCUACACGUGCCCCCUGUGCGGCGCCAGCGGCGACAACGCACAUACCAUCAAGUAUUGCCCGCUCUCCAAAGUGCCACCGCCCACCGUCCGCCCGCCGCCGCGCAGCAACAGGGACAGCCUGCCUAGCAAGAAGCUGCGCUAGGAGCGGGCUGCAUCAAGCUGUGUACACCUGAAACCUGCGCUCCUCUCCCUUGCCUCAACUUGGGAAGUCGUCUUGAUUUUACCGAAGCCGCAGGAGCGCAGCACUUUCUUGUGGAGUGGUCGGUCUCUGACGUUGAAAUCUUGAAUUUUGUCCCUAGUUUCUAAAACGCAUCCAGAACGGUGAGGGCUGAGCGGGUAUACCACCGGUUGAAUUGCGGUGAAUGAGGCGCUGUUUACUGUAUACGUCGGCCUAGUUUAGGUGCGCAACCGUAUGAAAUUGUCUCUGAUCUUGGAUGUUUCGUUUUAUGAAUGGAGGCACUUUAUAACGUUUAAAGUAUUUUUAAUAGCCUCUGAACUGAGUGUAAAACUAACAAUUGUAUGGAAUGUCGGCAAAAUGACUAUUUUAUUGUUUGAUGCAAUUAAUUUAUUUUAGUUUGUCAUUCUAAUUGCAGGUAAAGCAACUUAGUGCACUUCCCAGUAUUGAGAGGGUGUUCCUCCUCGUGGCUUGUUUCUGUCCUAGAUGGGAGGCUUAAAGGCACAAUCUGUAGCAGGUAGAAUACAGUUCCUUAUCCUUUUAUGCAUCAGAUAUUCUGAAUUAGCAAGUAGUCCUUCCAAUCCUUAAAAUUAACUGUGCCAAGGCUUAAUCAUAUCGUGUACAUAUUUGGAAACGGUGCUGUUUGAGACGUGUAUUUAUACAGUGACAGUAUUAUGACUCCAUUAAUCUCCCCAGUAACUCCUGCUUAGCAUUUUCUCUAUGCACCACCCCGAUGGUCCAAUUCUUUGUGUCUGAUGCUAAGAGACAUUUCCUCCUCAGAAAGGAGGAACCUAUUUAGAGCAGUGUUAACCCACCUUGAUUGCUCAAGUUCAGGGUUCCUAAAUAGAAAAUGGGGGACUAUAAUGCAAUAACUCGAGUUCCAAAAGGUUCUACUCUGGGCUGUUUGCCUUUCAAUUUACAGAGGGUGUGCCAGAAUAAACACCACUUCAAGUCUGCCUCAUAAACUCCCUCUUGGUGGUUCCACUAUUACUGAGACCCCUGUCUCCAGAACCCCAAAAGAUCUUCAUGCAAAAGUUCCUCUUUCCAGUACUCCUGUAAAUCUAUCAUAGUGAGUGCUGGAAUAUGGCACAAAACUACCUACCAUCUAGACAGAAGAGGCAAAGGUAAAGGUGGAUUAAGUUAAAUUCAGCCGUGCAUCAACACCACCAUCUGCUAAUACCAGCCAAGAGAUUAAGUAUAUAAAGUUUGCAAUAGUCAGAUUUAGCUAGGAAUACUGGGAGUUAGGCUAGACUGCCUUUCGUAUUAAGUAGCAACUUUACAGCAAACUUACUUUCUGUAUAAAAAGAGGCGGUGUGAAAACACUGACAGCUGUUAGCCCUAUUGGUAAAAGGGAGGACUUCUUCACAAGGAAGAAAACUAUCCCUGUUAGUUAUAGCCCCACCACAUUCACUGGGCUUAGUCCUGAAUGUAUUAAAACGUUCCUUGUUAUUUUGCUAGAAAAUAUACUACUUGUUUUGAGGUGAAGUUUUUCAAGUCAACAUAAAUUUGCAUCCUCUAGCUGAUCUGCCUUUUCAAAAAGGUAUUCUCAAUGUCAAAAGCAAGAUCAAGUCAGAUUGCUGUAAUCCCAUCAGAUAUUUCCCAAGGCACGUAUGUAUGGUUGCCAGUAUUUAAGCACAUGAGCUGAACCAUAACCACAUAUACCUAAUGCCAACUUUUAAUUUUCGGCAUCUUACCAGAACUAAAGGCUGCUGAAACUUGGCAUUCUCGUUCCAUGGUAUUGAGAGGGUUCUGGAAAAUAUCAAACUAGGUAGCUGUUAUAAUACAGGGAGCUGUCAGAAAAGCGCUUCUAAACACAAGGACCCAAGUUCUAUCCCCAGCAUCUACAUAAGGGAAUAGUGGUAUGCCUAUAACCCCAGUGCUCAUGAGGCAGAGACCAGCCUUACUAUGUGGAUGAGCUCCAGGCCUGAGUGAAAAACAUGAUCUCAUAAGCUAGAUGGUUGUCUUUAGUUGGACCUCCACAUUCAUCUGCAGAUUUGGGGUAAUUUAAGCCAAAGGUAGCUGUGGUUGCAUCACUGGGGACACUAGCAAGGCAGUCUAGCUCCAGGUAUGGAAAAAUCCAGAUUCAAAAGAAACAUCUUGUUUGAAGAAAAGGAGAAUAUGAUUGAGUAGGGCAACCCUUGACCUCUGACCUCCAUGUACUUGCACAGUAGUGUCCACACAAAAUUGUAUCCCACAUGGUGUUCUCCAACCCAUGCCAAGUCUGUUUCCCAGCUAACAGAUACUGAAAGUGUACAGCCAAAAAAAAGGAAAAAAUACUUGUUUUUCCAGUGUUCUAGAGAAAAUAAACUUAGCCCUAAAAAUAGCCAAUCCUUUAAUCCUGACACUCAGGAGGCAGAGGAAGGCUAAGCAAUCCUUGGAAUGCAAUGUUAUAAAGGUUUUGCAAAAAUGUUUACAGUAGACAUCCAAGUUUAGGGCCAUGGGUAUAGCUCAAUGAUAGAGCACUUGCCUAGAAUGCACAAAACCCUAGGAUGCCAUUAAAGGGACAAAAAUGAAACUUAAAACCCAAAGUUUCAUAUAACACUUUGAUAAAGUUGGCUUCUGCCUAAGAAUGCACUGUGCAUCUGGCUAGACCACAAAAAGGCACAGCAUUGUAACAGCUUCACCAUGGGCAGAAAGGCACAGGUUGUGCUGUGCUUAGCCUGCAUUUGUCUAUCCAAACUUGUUAGUUUUAUCAGCUUUUUACUUUUUUGUACUUUAUUUUUCCUAUAAAGUCCUUUUCAGAAGUUAAAUGGCUUUGAUUAUAACUUUUGUUAGAUAUAUUAAACCAAAACCAUGUAUUUCAAAACUA
Mus caroli (Ryukyu mouse) is the source of this 3925-nucleotide messenger RNA. RefSeq names its product nanos C2HC-type zinc finger 1 (gene Nanos1). The record is from RefSeq and is a predicted model, not a curated record. Gene Ontology annotation, molecular function: zinc ion binding; RNA binding. NCBI's taxonomy places the organism in Eukaryota, Metazoa, Chordata, Mammalia, Rodentia, Muridae.